GGAAGCAAACGGCUGCGGCGACUGGGCAGAAAAAGGACGAAAGGAAGAGGGAAGUAGCAAGGGAAGAAGAAAAAUGAAGCCAGCGCUGGGGGAGCCCGCGAGGGGAUGGCCGGCCCCGGAGCAAGACGGCUUUGGCCUCUUUUCCGCACCCCGGGCGUGAACGCCUUCUCCUGCGCGACCCCAAGGAAAUAAGUGGGUCUUGCCUGGGUGGAAAAGGAUGCGAAAAGACUCCAAGUGAGCGUGUUGCCUCGUCGGUCACCGUUGCCCGCUAGGAACUCCGGCUGCUUCUCAGCCUAGUCUCCUCGCGGGAUCCGACGCAGUGCCCGAACUGCCCUGCAGAUGGGGUGGGCAGGGAACGGGCGCCCCAGCAGCGGGUGAGCGGCGCCGGCCCGCCCGCCUGCCCGGCUCCGCGCAGGGACCGGGCGGGCAGAGGAUGCGUGGCGCCGGGACCCGGGAGCGGGGUCUGAGACUGCCGAGGGCACGCUAGGCUCCCAUUUGGAUGGCCCAGAGACCGCUACAGCUCCUGGGACCGCUUCACCUCGUCUAGUGAGCUGUACGUCCGACCUGGGGGCGGAGACCUUAGGCGGCGGCUGCAGCGGGGCGAGCCAGGAGCUGGAGGGGGCGCGCUUUCUCCCUGCGGGUCUCAGUAAUGAGGAGACUGAGUUUGUGGUGGCUGCUGAGCAGGGUCUGUCUGCUGCUGCCGCCGCCCUGCGCACUGGUGCUGGCCGGGGUGCCGGGCUCCUCCUCGCACCCGCAGCCCUGCCAGAUCCUCAAGCGCAUCGGGCACGCGGUGAGGGUGGGCGCGGUGCACUUGCAGCCCUGGACCACGGCCCCCCGCGCGUCCAGCCGCACUCCGGACGGCAGCCGGGCGGGCGCCCAGCGGGAUGAGCCCGAGCCAGGGAUUUGGCGGCCCCCGGUGCCCUCGCCCGGCGCUCGCUGGUUGGGGAGCGCCUUGCAUGGCCGGGGGCCGCCCGGCGCCCGGAAGCCCGGGGAGGGCGCCGGGGCCGAGACCCUGUGGCCUCGGGACGCCCUCCUCUUCGCCGUGGACAACCUGAACCGCGUGGAAGGGCUGCUGCCCUACAACCUGUCUUUGGAAGUAGUGAUGGCCAUCGAGGCGGGCCUGGGCGAUCUGCCGCUCUUGCCCUUCUCCUCCCCUAGCUCGCCGUGGAGGAGUGACCCUUUCUCCUUUCUGCAGAGCGUGUGCCACACCGUGGUGGUGCAAGGGGUAUCAGCGCUGCUCGCCUUCCCCCAGAGCCAGGGCGAGAUGAUGGAGCUCGACUUGGUCAGCUCCGUCCUGCACAUUCCAGUCAUCAGCAUCGUGCGCCACGAGUUUCCGCGGGAGAGUCAGAAUCCCCUUCACCUACAACUGAGUUUAGAAAAUUCCUUAAGUUCUGAUGCUGAUGUCACUGUCUCAAUCCUGACCAUGAACAACUGGUACAAUUUUAGCUUGUUGCUCUGCCAGGAAGACUGGAACAUCACCGACUUCCUCUUCCUUACCCAGAAUAAUUCCAAGUUCCACCUCGGGUCUGUCAUCAACAUCACCGCCAACCUCUCCUCCCCGGAGGAUCUCUUAAGUUUCCUGCAGGUGCAGCUUGAGGGCAUUAAGAACAGCACACCCACAAUGGUGAUGUUUGGCUGCGACAUGGAAAGUAUCCGGCGGAUUUUCGAAAUGGCCACCCAGUUUGGGGUAAUGCCCCCUGAGCUGCACUGGGUGCUGGGGGAUUCCCAGAACGUCCAGGAACUGAGGACAGAAGGUCUGCCCUUGGGGCUCAUUGCUCAUGGGAAAACAACACAGUCAGUCUUUGAGUACUAUGUACAAGAUGCCAUGGAACUGGUUGCAAGAGCUGUAGCCACAGCCACCAUGAUCCAGCCAGAACUUGCGCUCAUUCCGAGCACAAUGAACUGCAUGGAUGUGGACACUGCAAAUCUCACUUCAGGACAAUAUCUGUCAAGGUUUCUAGCCAAUACCACUUUCAGAGGCCUCAGUGGUUCCAUCAGAGUAAAAGGUUCCUCUAUCAUCAGCUCAGAAAACAACUUUUUCAUCUGGAAUCUGCAACACGACCCCAUUGGAAAGCCAAUGUGGACCCGCUUGGGCAGCUGGCAGGGGGGAAAGUUUGUCAUGGACUAUGGAAUAUGGCCAGAGCGAGCCCAGAGGCACAAAACUCACUUUCAACACCCAAGUAAGCUGCACUUGAGAGUCGUUACCCUGAUCGAGCAUCCAUUUGUCUUCACACGGGCGGUAGAUGAUGAAGGCUUGUGCCCUGCUGGCCAGCUCUGCCUAGACCCCAUGACGAAUGACUCUUCCGUAUUGGACAGCCUUUUUAGUAGCCUCCAUAGCGGUAAUGAUACAGUGCCAAUUAAACUCAAGAAGUGCUGCUAUGGAUAUUGCAUUGAUCUGCUGGAAAAGCUAGCAGAAGACAUGAACUUUGACUUUGACCUCUAUAUUGUUGGGGAUGGAAAGUAUGGAGCCUGGAAAAAUGGGCACUGGACUGGACUAGUGGGUGAUCUCCUGAGUGGGUCAGCCCACAUGGCAGUCACUUCCUUCAGCAUCAAUACCGCACGAAGCCAAGUGAUAGAUUUCACCAGUCCUUUCUUCUCCACCAGCUUAGGCAUUUUAGUGAGGACCCGAGACACAUCAGCCCCCAUUGGAGCCUUCAUGUGGCCCCUCCACUGGACGUUGUGGCUGGGGAUUUUUGUGGCUCUGCACAUCACUGCCAUCUUCCUCACGCUGUAUGAGUGGAAGAGCCCCUUUGGCAUGACUCCCAAGGGGCGGAAUAGAAGUAAAGUCUUCUCCUUCUCUUCAGCCUUGAAUGUCUGUUAUGCCCUCUUGUUUGGUAGAACAGCAGCCAUCAAACCCCCAAAGUGCUGGACUGGAAGGUUUCUAAUGAACCUUUGGGCCAUUUUCUGUAUGUUUUGCCUUUCUACAUACACGGCAAACUUGGCUGCUGUCAUGGUAGGUGAGAAGAUCUACGAAGAGCUUUCUGGAAUACAUGACCCUAAGCUCCAUCAUCCCUCCCAAGGCUUCCGCUUCGGAACUGUCCGGGAAAGCAGUGCUGAAGACUACGUGAGGCAAAGCUUCCCAGAGAUGCAUGAGUAUAUGAGAAGAUACAAUGUACCAGCCACCCCCACUGGAGUGGAGUAUCUGAAGAAUGAUCCAGAGAAACUAGACGCCUUCAUCAUGGACAAAGCCCUUCUGGAUUAUGAAGUGUCAAUAGAUGCUGACUGCAAACUUCUUACUGUGGGGAAGCCAUUUGCCAUAGAAGGAUACGGCAUUGGUCUCCCACCCAACUCUCCACUGACCUCCAAUAUAUCCGAGCUGAUCAGUCAAUACAAGUCACAUGGGUUUAUGGAUGUGCUGCAUGACAAGUGGUACAAAGUGGUUCCCUGUGGCAAGAGAAGUUUUGCUGUCACUGAGACUCUGCAAAUGGGCAUCAAACACUUCUCUGGACUCUUCAUGCUGCUGUGCGUCGGGUUGGGUCUGUCCAUCUUGACAACCAUUGGUGAGCACAUAGUGUACAGGUUGCUGCUACCACGGAUCAAGAACAAGUCUAGGCUGCAAUACUGGCUCCACACCAGUCAGAGAUUACAUAGAGCACUAAACACAUCAUUUGUAGAGGAAAAGCAGCCCCGUUUCAAGACUAAACGUGUGGAAAAGAGGUCCAAUGUGGGACCCUGUCAGCUCUCCGUGUGGAAUACUUCCAAUCUGAGUCAUGACAACCGACGAAAAUACAUCUUUAGUGAUGAGGGAGCACAAAACCAGCUGGGCCUCGGGACCCACCAGGACAUCCCGCUCCCUCCAAGGAGAAGAGAGCUCCCUGCUUCGCUGGCCACCAACGGGAAAGCAGACUCCCUAAACACAGCUCGGAACUCAGUGAUGCAGGAGCUCUCGGAGCUGGAGAAGCAGAUUCAGGUGAUCCGGCAGGAGCUGCAGCUGGCGGUGAGCAGGAAAACGGAGCUGGAAGAGUAUCAAAGGACGCACCGGACUUGUGAGUCCUAGGCGACCACGUGCUCCCAUCUCAGUUCCUGGCCUUCCUCUGA
Molecule: messenger RNA, 4038 nt
Organism: Rhinolophus ferrumequinum (greater horseshoe bat)
Lineage: Eukaryota; Metazoa; Chordata; Mammalia; Chiroptera; Rhinolophidae
Gene: GRIN3A
Product: glutamate ionotropic receptor NMDA type subunit 3A
Exons: 9
Coding region: 650-3997 (1115 amino acids)
Biological process (GO): monoatomic ion transport; ionotropic glutamate receptor signaling pathway; modulation of chemical synaptic transmission
Cellular component (GO): postsynaptic membrane; plasma membrane
Molecular function (GO): transmitter-gated monoatomic ion channel activity involved in regulation of postsynaptic membrane potential; NMDA glutamate receptor activity
Source: RefSeq, a predicted model, not a curated record